Corythoichthys intestinalis (scribbled pipefish) is the source of this 1819-nucleotide messenger RNA. It is a transcript of the gene hmg20a, whose product is annotated as high mobility group 20A. Gene Ontology annotation, biological process: regulation of gene expression. Bases 102 to 971 code for a protein of 289 amino acids. The transcript is spliced from 9 exons. Gene Ontology annotation, cellular component: nucleus. The record is from RefSeq and is a predicted model, not a curated record. Lineage: Eukaryota; Metazoa; Chordata; Actinopteri; Syngnathiformes; Syngnathidae.
UGUGCAUUCAGUCAGUCACUCAACGAAGAAGAGGUGCCACCAGAGCGUGUGUCAAGAAAUUCACCAUCAAGAGCAGAAAAGGCAACUGUGGAUUUAAAAUCAUGGACGAGCAGCAAUCAUCUCCUGCCAAUACGGAGAACACCAGCCAGAGAAAUGGAGAUGAGAAGACAAGACGUUCCAACUGGAGUAAAGGCAGGAAAAGAAAGAAGCCUAUGAAGGACAGGAAUGCACCCAAAGCACCGUUGACAGGCUACGUUCGCUUCAUGAACGACCGGCGCGAGCAGCUGAGGGCCGAGCGUCCAGACGUGCCCUUCCCGGAGAUCACCAGGAUGCUGGGUAACGAAUGGAGCAAGCUUCCUACAGAGGAGAAGCAGCGAUACCUAGACGAGGCAGACCGCGACAAGGAGCGCUACAUGCGGGAGCUGGAGAAGUACCAGAAAACGGAGGCGUACAAACAUUUUACCAGGAAGGUCCAGGAGAAGCAGAAGGGCAAGAGACACAGAGAUGUCGGUAACCAGGCGGCCAGCGAGGCUCUGCACGAGAAGGAUGCAGAAGGGAAGGACAGAACAGUGUUUGAUAUCCCCAUAUUUACAGAGGAGUUCCUUAACCACAGCAAAGCUCGAGAGGCUGAGAUGCGGCAGCUACGCAAGACCAAUAUGGAAUAUGAGGAACGCAACGCGGCACUACAGAAGCACGUGGAGAGCAUGCGUGGCGCCGUGGAGCGUCUCGAGGGUGAUGUGAUGCAAGAGAGGGGGCGUAACAGCCUGCUCCACCAGCACCUAGACACCUUGCGACAGGCGCUCGCUGCCAGCUUCGCCUCUGUGCCUCUGCCAGGCAGUGGAGAGAUGCCUACCCUGGAUUCCAUUGACUCAUACAUGAAGAAACUGCACAGCAUCAUCAUGAGCAACCCGCAAGAACACGAAAGCCUCAUCAACACUGUGAGAGAACUGGUCAAUCGUCUGGACAGAUAAUUGCUGCUCUACCAAGUCAGAAAUACGGCAGCAUCCGCACAUUCAUAAAUUUGCAUAAGUGAUGAUGAUGAUGUAGCUCCUCAUUUUUAUUUUUCUCCUUUUUUAAACCAACACUUAAUAACUUUCAGUUUUGGUGAUUUUGGCGAAACCAGUAGACAAAAGCGUGUUUUGCUUAACAACAUUCUUCAUUUCCCAUGAGGACCUGCACAAGUCUUGUAAAGUCCUGAUCUCCUAGUCGCCCGCAGUCGGACUGAACUACAUUUGUGCUUCCAGUGGUUGUCUGAAGGAUCAAUAGCAAUGAGGUAAAGGAAUCUAAUUGUGGCAAAACAGUUUCAUAAUGCAAUGCAACGAUCGGAGAAAAGUUGGAAGUGACGUAUGCUGUAAAGCAGGCAGCACUUUUGUAGUUUUUUUCUUUUUGGCAGGGUUCUUACUACCCUCCUCGAAGACGAUGAAAGCGAUACAGACCCUCUCAGGCCGUGACAGAGAUAUCAUAAACAACUUGUAAGUCGAUGUUUAAUCUCAAAAGCUAAGAAUGUUUAAUGAAAGUUGAAAGGUUAUUAAGUGUUGCUUUAAUAUUUUUUAAAUGUGUUAUUUCAUGGAUCGAGUAACAGUUUUGUCAGUGAAACACUCAAAUGUCGUGGGACAAUAACCAACUUCCAACAAAUGUUUCCAAGGGGGGAAAGUGUGUUUGUAUUACUUAAAAAAAAAAAAAUUAAAAAAAAAAAGGAAUAAUUGUCUCCUGAGGGAUUUAUAUUUUGUAAUGCUUUGUCGACAAAUGUGCCAUUUAUUUUCUGUGUGUUUGUACAAAAGUGGUUGUGUUUUCAAUAAACUUAAAAAAUGCAGAAAUA